Messenger RNA from Linum trigynum, 3744 nucleotides. Lineage: Eukaryota; Viridiplantae; Streptophyta; Magnoliopsida; Malpighiales; Linaceae. The record is from the annotation of a GenBank genome assembly.
CGUACGUACCAUUAUCUAUGAGGAUGGGAACACAAUAGGGUUUGUAAAGGGACAGAGGCGGAGCAGGGAACCAAACGGCGGCUGAAGAAAUUCGAGCAAGGAAGGAAUUUGUGGAAGGGAAAAUUACCUAGCUACGGGAAUUCAAAGAAGUGGACAGGUGGAUGAUUGCAUUGCAGCGUUGGUGAUGUGCAGAAGUCGGCCGUAUGCGGUUGGUAUUGGAAAGGGAAGAAUAGGCAAGACAAACCAUCGCAGCGAACGGUAAAGAGGAGAUUUUGGUCGCAAUCUAAGAAACAAACCGCGGUGGAAAAGAGAGAAGAUUGGAGUUCUGUUGUGGGUCGACAAAGAGAGAGGAGAUCUGAAAAUUGGGGAGGAAGGCAGUUGGCAGACACGGACGACGUGAAAAUCUGGGAAACGAAACGCUGCAAAUUUGGCGAGAUCAAGAACCUGUUGGUGGUGAAGAGUUGGGAUCAACGAUACGAAGGGACGCUAACGGAGGUUGAAAAGGGAGGCGGCAGUUGUUUCCCGCUGAACAGACGAACUGGGCUUAAUUUGAGAGGCUGACGUGACGUGGGUCAUCCUUCGUUGAGGAAGGCGUGGACGGGGUGUAGAUCUGAAAGCGCUUUAAUAUUUUUAAAGAAAGAUAAACAAGAAGUUCAAAGACACGGAAGGAAAUAAAUUUUCUAUUUCAAAAAAUAAACUCAAAUCUUUCAUUUUAUGCAAAAAUAAGCACACCUUUUAUGGCGCUACAAAUUUAUAGCCAUUCCCUAUGUUUGGCCCGGUUUUUAAAAUUGUUUUUCGGCUUCAAAAGCUGAAGCAGGGCCAAAUAGUUGUAAAAACUCGGCUUUUGAAAAGCCGAAAAGCACUUUUGUAUAACAUAAAAGCAGAAGCUCCGAUUUGAAACUUCUGCGAAAAUCUGUUUUGAAAAUACAAGAUUAUCCUUACCAUAUUUUAAUUUUAUUUUAGAAAAUAUAAUUUUCCUUUAUUUAUAUUAUUUUUAAAAUAAAAUAACUUAUAAAAUCAUAUUAUUUAAUAUAAAAGAAAUCUAACAAGAUCCAUUUUGACUGCUUUUUAUUGUUUAGAAUUUUUAUUCAUAUUUUAUAUUAAGUCCUUUAUAGUCAUUUUACACAAUAUUUCAUAUUAAAAAAAAUACUUCUAAUCAUUUUACAGCCAAAUACUCAACUGCAUUUUUUGAAAAGUACUUAUCUAAAAGUUUCAGCCAGAAGCUACUUCUGCAAAAACUACAGCAGGGCCAAACUAAGCUGUUAUCGAAAAAUUGUUUAUCAUAUAUCCAAAUACGAGUGGGAUUGGUAGAGAUACAAUUGGUUUGAAAACAAUUUAGCAGAAUGGAAGUAGUAUCUAUGGCACUAUCAAACAUCUACUCGUAUGGUAGGGGGAGCGGAUAGAAUAACAACACCUUUAGUGUUGUUGUUAUUAUAACAACAGAAUUCAUUAAGGGUAAAUAAGUAAAUUGACAAAAAAAUAUCAAAUUAAAAUUAAAUAAAUAAUCUCCAAACCCUAAUCCACUCCUUCUAUCUCGUAUGCAAUUUCUGCCGUUCCUCGCCAGCCUCAUCUCAGAUUGUUCCUUCUUUCUUCCACCGCCGGCGUCGCAAGUCCUCCUCUAUUUCCUUCUAUGUUCCGGCGCCGAUCAAUCCCUAGAUACGAGCGCCGGGAGAGAUCCUGUUUGACGUCAGCGGCAGCCGUCGUCUUCCAUGGCUGCAAUAGCGACCUCGGUAAGUCCUAGCUUCUGCUACCGCAAGUCGUCGAGAAUCGACAGCUGUUUUCUCUCCACCGACACUCUUUUCUCUCCUCCGUGGACCUCGAACGCCUCCACGCCGCCGUCGCGAAGCUGGACCACCCGCUCGAAGCUAACAUGUUCGGAACCGAGAUCCUCUGCUACUGCAACGGACUGCUCGCGCUCCGCAAUUCGGACGAGGAAAUGGCAUUCUGGAAGGGAACGGAUGCUCCCCAAGGCGGAGGUCGAGCUUCCUCCGGGGGAUUCCAACUGUGAGUUCGUCGUCCGAAUCGCACAUCCGGAGAACUACACGGAGCAAGAGCCCAGCCCUGCAAUCGAGAGGAAUCGUCAAGUUUCAGUUCCCUUGUUAUCAAGAGCAUAUGUUGAUCGAUCGAGAGGGACUUGUGAUCAGCAAAAAAAAAAAACCCAUAAUUGUUGAAUUUACAGAUUCAAACAGGACAAUUGACACAUCAUCAGGGCUCGAAAUUGCUCUGCAGUCGUUUUCAUAGAGAGGGUAAUUAGGUUAGGUGCCCACCAGUUUGGAGGGUUUUGCCCCCGUUUUGGGUUAUAGCAGAAUUAACAAUGGCGGUGUAUGUUUACAGUGCAAGCUAAGCACACAAGGCUCUUCGAUCAGUCGACAAGACAAGAUAGAUAGGAUAGAACGUGGAGUGUGUACAUUAAUAUUCCAUUUUGGUGUAACAUUGUUCAUAGGAAUGGAUGGGUGAAUGGAGCUGUUGAGACUUGCUUUGGUUAGUUUCAUCGUUAUUCAUAUCUCACAAACUAAACCACAGAAUUUUCAAAAGCACACUAGAAAUCUCAUAAUGCAAAUCACAAACACGAUAAAGCAAACCACAAAAACAAACCAGAAACGUCCUAAUGCAGACAAAAAAUCUAUUAAAACAAAUCAGAAACCUCACAAGGCAAAGCACAUAAUUUUCCAAAACACACCAGAAACCUCAUAAUGCAGACCACAAACACGAUAAAGCAAACCACAAAAACAAACCAGAAACGUCCUAAUGCAGACCAAAAAUCUAUUAAAACAAACCAGAAACCUCAUAAAGCAAACCACAAAAUUUUCAAAAGCACGCCAGAAACCUCUUAAUGCAAACCAGAAACACGAUAAAGUAAACCACAAAAACAAACCAGAAACGUCCUAAUGCAGACCAAAAAACUAUUAAAACACACCAGAAACCUCACAAAGCAAACCACAGAAUUUUCGAAAGCACACCAGAAACCUCAUAAUGCAAACCAGAAACACGAUAAAGCAAACCACAAAAACAAACCAGAAACGUCGUAAUGCAGACCAAAAAUCUAUUAAAACAAACCAGAAACCCCGCAAAGCAAACCAAAUUUUUUUCGAAAGCAUGCCAGAAACUUCUUAAUGCAAACCAGAAACACAAUAAAGCAAACCAGAAACUUCUCAAUGCAAACCACAAACGCGAUAAAGCAAACCACAAAAGGCAUACAAAAAUGUGAGAAACCAAACCAUAAAUCUCACAAUGAAGACCAUAACAUCCGGUGGUCGUUGACCGAACUCCGGUGACCGUCAAUGAGCAGAUUCCGGCCCCGAUAACUAGAUUCCGACGCCGGUAAGCAUAUUCCGGCGACAGAUAGCAUAUUCCGGCGACAAAAAGCAUAUUCCGGUGACCGGCGACCACUUUCCGGCGACCUGUGGCAGAAUUCCGGCGACCAAAUUUUUGGGCAGAAAAUAAAAAAAUAUUUUUUUAUUAUUUAAAUAUAUUUUUCAUAAUGACAAUUAUACCCCUGCUUUGAUUUUACACUAGGUCAACUCAUCUAAUAAAAAGUCAUCACAAUCCUAGCUUUCUAUUGGUUGGAGACUAGUAUUGUUACAAUAACAACACAAGGGGUGUUGUCAUAGUAACCGGUCCCAUGGUAGGUAGCAAGGUCACGAUAAGAUAUAAACCAAAACCAUAUAUCAGAAUUGCCGUUCUUGCUACUAUUUAUUUCUCUCCUUAUUGCACACAAACUGACAAUAAAAUACAGUUUUGAGA